Molecule: messenger RNA, 1123 nt
Organism: Copidosoma floridanum
Lineage: Eukaryota; Metazoa; Arthropoda; Insecta; Hymenoptera; Encyrtidae
Gene: thoc6
Product: THO complex subunit 6
Biological process (GO): mRNA export from nucleus
Cellular component (GO): THO complex; transcription export complex
Molecular function (GO): protein binding
Source: RefSeq, a predicted model, not a curated record
CCUAUAUAUAAUAAAACUAGGAGAGUUUUGUAAACACGUUUAGCACGUUGAAUAAAUAGAAAAUAAAACUAUUAAUUAAUUGACUUUUGGUGCACCAGUGAAACAGUUAAAAUACCAAAGUGCAACCAUGCAUGAGAAUUUAACUUCAAAAUUGUUUUACAACACAGUAAUGUGUCAAACCAUUUCUCCGGAUGGCCGGUAUUUACUGGCAGGUAACAUUUACGGCGAUAUAUCAGUAUUCGAUUUGUUCUCGGCGCUUGGACCCAAGCAAUUGGACAACAAUGAAGCACAGGGGCCCACUUUUCAAUUUAAGGCUCAUCCGGAUCAAAAAGUACAGAGCAUGCUGACCACCGAAAAUUUUUUAAUCACUGGAGCAUGUGGUGAAGUCGUUGGAUGGGAUUGGAAAGCUGCUACGUCUUCAAAAUCCAUGAAAAUAAAACCUUCUUGGGUCAUUCAAAUUCCGUCACAAAGAGACAGUCUUGAAAAACCAGAUGUUAACUGUAUGAGUUAUUCCAAAGAAAAUCACUUGAUUUAUGCAGGUUGUGGAGACAACAAAAUACACAUUAUCAAUUUAGAGGAUGGAAAAGUAUUGAAUAGUUUAUCUGGUCACACUGAUUUUAUCCACAGCAUUUCAUUAUCGGGAAAACAAUUGGCAUCUGGUAGUGAAGAUGGUAGCGUUCGAUUAUGGGAUCUCAAUAACAAGGAAAACACAAACGUUGUGAAGCCAUAUUUGGAAAACAAAGUAACGAGAUCAAAGAUGGGCAAAUGGAUUGGUGCUGUAGAUCUCACCGAUGAUUGGCUACUCUGUGGUGGAGGUCCAAAAUUAUCUCUGUGGCAUCUGAGGACAAUGGAAGUAGCAACGGUAUUUGAUUUGCCUGAUGAAGGAAUUCAUGUUGCAAAUAUUUUUGAAGAAAGAGUAAUUGCUGGUGGUGCAAUGCCGUACCUUUCUCAUUUAACUUAUCAAGGUGUGACACUUGCUAAAGUUCCGGUUUCGAGCAACACAGUGUACAGCGUCGUUUACCAAGAGCAGCCUCAAAGAGUCUUGUGCAUCGGUGGUUCUAGUAAUAAAAUUGAUGUGUGUACAAACUUUAAUUAUCGAGAGAUGGUUUUCAAAUUCGCAUAA